Anolis carolinensis (green anole) is the source of this 4196-nucleotide messenger RNA. It is a transcript of the gene fgf14, whose product is annotated as fibroblast growth factor 14. Gene Ontology annotation, cellular component: cytoplasm; nucleus. The transcript has 6 exons. Gene Ontology annotation, molecular function: sodium channel regulator activity; growth factor activity. The record is from RefSeq and is a predicted model, not a curated record. Bases 1205 to 1696 code for a protein of 163 amino acids. NCBI's taxonomy places the organism in Eukaryota, Metazoa, Chordata, Lepidosauria, Squamata, Anolidae. Gene Ontology annotation, biological process: regulation of voltage-gated sodium channel activity.
AGCAAAUUCCAGUCUGUGUGUCUGUGUCUGUGUGUGUGUAUGAGCGCAUGUAUCUCUUUCUCUCUCUCUCUCUCUCUCUCUCUCUCCCUCUGUGUGGCUGUAUGUGCGCCUGUGUGUGUGUAUGAGGUGGGGAAGAUCUUUUUUUCCUUCCCCCUAAUGCAUGCCAGUGUUGGAUGAAGCAGGCAGAGGGAGAGAGAGGAAAAAGACGAGAGCUGCCUCUGUGGUGUGUCUGUUCGCCUGCAUGCAAAGGGCUAAAAUUUGCAUCUGUUGUGCAGGCUGGCUGGGAACUGCAGGUGCCAAACAAUUACAUACAUAACUGAGAUGAUUUGCUGGUAAAAAAGCAUCCCUUCCAGAGUGGAGCAGCGCCUGCCUUCAUCAAUCAGACUUGUGCUGGAUGGUGCUGGUGGUGGUGGUACAGACGGUGUGUUCUCUCUUCCCGGGGCUGCGCUAUGGCAGUCUUUUAGUAGGAUGCAUCCUGCCUUGGCUUUGUUCUGCAGAUCCACCCAUCCUCCCAGCAAUCAAGUAACAGGCUAUGGUUUCCCCUUUGGAGAUCUUUCGUGCUUUACGGUUGUCUCGGGUUAGUUUUUGGCCUUGGCUGGAAUUUCAUCACCUCAUGUCUUGGUUGGCUUUAGCCUGAAGGGGAGGAAAACAAAACAGAGAAAGAGAGGAGAGAAAGAAAGAGGAUCUAUGUAUUUUCUUCUUCUUCCACAGUUUUGGGUGAUCAUCCAGCAUCGUUCUGGAGGGGGAGAUUCACCGUUCACCCUGGCUGAAAAACACAUCCAUUGAGAAGAAGUCUGAAAGAAAUAAACCACGUGAGGGGAAAAGGGGAAAAAGACCCUGGGAGAUCAGGAUUGUAUCUUUUUUUUCCAACCUUAUUUUUUUCUUUUUUUGGUCUAUGAUCAAUCUGGUGUCCCUCUCGAGGAGAACUGAUCUCAAUUUAUUAUUAUGCAACAACCACAAGGAUCUCAUCUUUCUCAGGGUGUAUAAGCGCUGGAUUGCUUUUCGCCCAAAUCAAUGAGGUUUCUUUGGAACAUUUUCAGCAAAGGAUCGCAUAUGCUGCAGUGUCUUUGUGGCAAGAGUCUUAAGAAAAACAAGAACCCAACUGGAUGGAAGAAGGAGAAGGACUACAACAAACACAAAUAGUGAUCCCCAGCUCAAGGGUAUAGUGACCAGGUUAUAUUGCAGGCAAGGCUACUACUUGCAAAUGCACCCCGAUGGAAGUCUCGAUGGAACCAAGGAUGACAGCAGUAAUUCCACAUUGUUCAACCUUAUACCAGUGGGACUUCGAGUUGUUGCUAUCCAGGGUGUAAAAACAGGCUUGUAUAUAGCCUUAAAUGGAGAAGGUUUCCUAUAUACAUCAGAACUUUUUACACCAGAAUGCAAAUUUAAGGAGUCUGUUUUUGAAAAUUAUUAUGUAAUCUACUCAUCAAUGCUCUACAGACAACAAGAAUCAGGUAGGGCCUGGUUCUUGGGGCUCAAUAAAGAAGGGCAAGUCAUGAAAGGGAACAGAGUGAAGAAAACAAAACCAGCAGCUCAUUUUCUACCGAAGCCAUUGGAAGUUGCCAUGUAUCGGGAACCAUCUUUGCAUGACGUUGGAGAAACAGUGCCAAAGGCUGGGGUGACUCCAAGUAAAAGCACAAGUGCAUCGGCAAUAAUGAAUGGUGGCAAACCAGUUAACAAGAGUAAGACGACAUAGCCAGAUCUCCAUGGGUGUUGUGACUUACCGAGCUCUAUUACAUAUGGCUGAGCACUUUACCCUUGCAAGACUGUCUCACUCUGGUGUCUGCGGAUCAGCUGGAGGCAAGCUGAUGCUUGCUCUUCGCUCGUUCUGAACAAGUUUGUUGCAAGCGGAUAAAUCUCAACCUGUAACUCCUCCCACAGCAAAGAAGACACCUGGAUAACCAGCUGAACUCAGACCAUGGAAUGCCCUACCAGAUAUGGAAUGCCUUUUUAAUAUCUUUUCUGUGACUGUGACACCUCAUGUGAAUGACAUACUUCACAAGUACACUUGAUAUCCUGCCUGCUGACAGUUACCCAUAAUCCCCCUUUUGAGUCCAGGAAACCCAUAUGUUUUAAGUUCAAUUUUGUAGCACACAAAACAAUAACAAAUAAUUUCUAGAUAGAUGCUGUAAACCUGUGCUAUUAUCGAUUUUCUCUUCUUCCCCCUUUUUUACAAGGCUGCUCGCUCUGCUGUCUGUGUGACUCCUUUGCAGGGAUUGUGUUUCUCUCAGAUUUAAAUGUUGAUGGUGGCUUAGUUUUGAAAAGCAAUCAGGGAAUCAGGGGAGCCUUCAAAAACCCUAUUAGGAAUUAUAUCUAUCAAAGGAUAGGAUCGUCUCAGAGUUCCAAAUGGGGGUUCAACAUGGGUACACUGAAGGUAGCGUUACUGAGGAGGUAAAAGCGUCAAACGUGGCCUGACAACAAUCUCUUGAGACCACUGUUUGACAUCUCCUGAUAGUUUCUUUGUGUGUGUGUGUGUUUUAUACAUAUCACAGGCUUACUGGUAAUGGUAACAUUUGCCUUCCCAGUGAGCAAGACCCACACAUUUUUGGGAACGUGGGUCCAAAGAACUCUGUAGGCCUUGUAGGCCUGAAUUAAGGCUCAUUUUUCAUCUACUAGUCAUUAUUUGAAAGUUUUAAAAAAUCACAUUAAAAUGAAUGGGAAUUGCGCUACCUAAGUCUGUUUCAAAACAAUAUAAUUCUUUUUCCUGUUUUUAAAGAAUAGAACGUAAUCCCAUCCUUAUUUUUGGCUGUAGUCCACUCUCUUACUCAGCAAAGCAUGGGCCAGGAAGUUAUUGUGUUCUUUUUUGCAGCACCAAUGCAAAGGGUAGUUACAAAAUAUACUUUAUUUUUUUCAGUGUUUAAAAAAGGAGAUGUUUUCAACAGGACAUAUUUAAAGAGUUCCUUUAUGUUUCUUUUUUAAAAGCAUGCAGAGUUCAAUCGCUAUAUAUUAUUUCACCAGUACCCCACUACCACAUGUUUCCAGUUCAGCUUCUUAGGAUAUUAUGCCCUCCAAAUUGCUAGGUUUAUGGUGCCUUGCCUUGAUAUCAAUAUUCUUUUCAUUGUUACUACACAAACCUAGGAAAAUUCUAAGAUGAGUACAUGGCCAAGAACUUUUCUCAUCCAAUUGCCUAAUAAAAUGAAGCUGGUUUCUAUUUCCUUGACACUAGAGUUGAUGUCAAUGAGAACAGAAAGGAGAAUGGCCACAAGGGGAUUGAAGCUGUAAAACAUAAAAUGGGUAAAGAAUUUGAAAGUGCUUUUUUAAAAGUAUGUGAUUAAAAACUGGAGGCAUGACAAGAACCAAAAUGUACCUCAGUUCUGGAAAACUAUGUAUGAGACUACUAGGUGUUCCUUUCCAUGUUUGCUUCUCAUGUCAUUUUUGAAUCUGUAUUUUCAGAAUGGCUUCUAAAUAUUGAUUUGUAUUUUAAAUCCAUUGUAGUCUCUUCCAAUGUCCAUCCUUUUUAAAGGGUUACCAACUGACCAUUGAUUAGCUUUUGAUGCUUACAAAAUUCUCAUACGAGCUUCAAUUUUUAAUAAACACUUUAUAUAAGUCCAGUAAAUUAUGCAAUGGGUUGUUUAAUUAAGAAUAUACAAAACAAUUUUUGACCAUUUCAUUUUUGUUUUAUUUCCAUUUAAGACAAGAGACUGUUUAAAGUUGGAUUGUUUUAACCAAAUGAACAAAGCACUUUAAAAGCUAAUCAAUUUCCAAGCAUGUAAUAAGACUCUGACCCAACUCACCCUGAAAAGAGAAAGAACCAAGGAAUCAGAGAAGCAUUGUAAAAUGGUGAAAAUAUGUGCAUAAAAUUAACUCCCUUCUCCCUGUAGCUUAUCAAAAUGACAUUUCCUUGAGGAUUAUAUUGUAAAGAAGGGCCUUUCCAUGUGUCAUUGAACGAGGAAGACCUGCCCAUUCCCCGGAUGUAUACAGGAAUCAGCAGGUGGACUGGCCCACUCCUGCAGGCGUUGUGUGUUCACAGGCUGUGUAGUGAACACUGAAACCGAAGGUCUCUGCCCAGUCUGUCAACUUACUCUCAACUGUGAAAUGCUUUGUGUUAUUCUCUAGAGCACCAGAUCCUAGAGCCUGCUUACUUUAAUUCUAAAUAGGCCGUUACAUUUCUGUACUGUGCAACUGGAGUUUUAAAAACAAACAUUCUGGAACACUCUGAAACAGGAAAGCGAAAUAAAAAGAGAGAGAAAAUGUUA